This is a messenger RNA of Symbiodinium natans, 1395 nucleotides long. Lineage: Eukaryota; Dinophyceae; Suessiales; Symbiodiniaceae. The record is from the annotation of a GenBank genome assembly.
AUGGCGUCUGGGGUUCAUGUGGACCACAUAUCAUCGCAGCCGCAUGUGUGGGUCGUGGACGGUGCCGUUUCCGAGUCCUUCCUCUCCCUCGUGGACGACAAGCUGACCACCAGCGAGGGAACCGUGAAAAGUGAGCUGCGCAAUGGGAAAUCGAUUACAUCCCGCAGUGUCGAGUUCCAGGUGGAUGACACUUCGCGACAUCUCUUCGAGACCGUCGCGGGGUUCUGGGGCCUGAACCCUGAACAGCCUUGUGAAAGCUUCGUGGUGUCGGAUAUCUGUGGGGAAGGGCAGUCGCCCCACGUUGAUCACAUCAACCUCGAUGACUUGGCCGGAUGCGAGCUGGACUUCUUGGACCUCGGGCGGCAGAGCGCGUCUGCUGUGAACCCCAGGAGGGUGGUGCCCACGAUAUCGGUCGUCGUCUACUUCAACUCGGUUGGCGGUAUACGGUUUCCGCAUGCAGAUGAGCUUGGAACCAUUGCCGCCAAGCGCGGCAGGAUCGUCAUGUUCCAGAACUACAUCGACGACCAGAGGCCCUGUCAUGACUCGUUGGCUGCCCACCACGGUCUGUACUUGGACAGCCUGCCCAAGCGAAUCCUGGUGAUGGGAAUCCUGGCCAAUGAGACGCCAAGCUUCUUCCCGAAUGGGCCGGCAGCGGCGUCGCCGACGCGCAGCUUGAUCUACUGCCCCGGCACGGAGCAAGAUCCUCUCCGCCACGAUGCCCCAUCUUAUGACUAUCUUCGAUCUCCCAAAGAGCGAGCAGAAGUUGAGGAAGCGCGGUAUGAGGAAGCGCGGCGAGAGCAUGAUCGCGAACGUGAGCGGUAUGAAGCGGAAAAGCGCCGGAAGGAGGCUGCGAAAAAGGCGAAGAAGACUGAUCUCAUCCUCUCGCUGGAGGCGCAGAUGAGCAACCCGGAGACCUACACAUUCACGGUCGCGUGCAGGAGUCUAGCUGGUCGGGAGCUCCUCUCGGUGUCGGGCGACGGCAGCGCCAACUUGACCUGGCUUCGGGCGGAAAUCAAGAAAGCGCUCGACCCAGAGGACGUGCACAACGUGGUCCUGUGCGUCGGGACGGAACGCAUUCCGGAGGGCGAUGGCGACAUGCCGCUGAGCCAGCUGGUGCCGCUGUCCAUCGAUGAGGUGAAGCUCGCUUUCAAGAAGGCGGACGCAAACAAGGAUGGGUUCCUGGACAAAGCUGAGGCCAAAGCGAUGUUCCACUCGCUGGCGGAAGUCCUCCCCAACAUCAUGACGGAUGCGGAGAUCGAUCAGCUUUUCGAAGCGGUCGAUGCCGACGCAGAUGGCCGGCUCAACAUGUCGGAGUUCAUCGACUGGUGCUUCGGUGUGCACAUGAUCGAGAAGAGGGACCACGACGCGCUGAAAGCGCAGCAUCUGAAGGGCUAA